UUCACUUUCAGUUAUGUUGUGAUUGCGUGAUUGUGAACGAACUGUUUACUGUUGUGAUUGUUGUGUUUAUAAAAGUAAAAUACAUUUUACAAGAUAAAUGGCUCUACCAAUCCAGAUUAUAAAGACUGUGACUUCUAACACUAUCACAUGGAACUCCUUCUUUCUGCGCCAUAAUUCAAAUAGGGCGUCUAUCACUAAAAUUGGAAGACUGACUUAUGCCAGACUAUAUCCAACAAUGCUAGUAAAUCCGGAUGGAUCAACAGUCAGGAUAAAGUAUCGGGAACCUAGAAAAAUCAUAAAGUUGCCAUUGGACCUGUCUACACUCACGGAAGAGGAACGGAGAGCUAGGAUAGCAAAGAGAAAACCUAAAGAGAAGGUAGUCAUAGAAGAAGAAAUUGAUGACAACUUCACUGUAGAUGCCUAUAGUCACUUGUGGAAAAAGUCCAAAUAAAACCCUUGCAUUAAAGGUUUGUUGUCAUUCAUGAUAAAAAGAUGCCAGUAGAAACAUCAAGUUAAUAUUUAUUAUGACAGUCUCUGAUAUGUGCUUAAUGAGCCAUUGACAUCCUAUAACUGUAGUGACAAAGUAUGAUAUGAAGGUACACAACAUAGGUAAUUUUGUGUCCUGUAUUCAAGAGAAGAUAUUGCUUCUAAUGCACUGAGUUUGAGUAGGAGUUCAUGUGCUGUAAAUAUGCAAAAUUGGAAAAGCUUGAGCAUCUGUCAAUAAUAAUUGUAUGAAGAAUUAAAAAUAUUAGUUAAAUUCCUCUA
Molecule: messenger RNA, 765 nt
Organism: Priapulus caudatus
Lineage: Eukaryota; Metazoa; Priapulida; Priapulimorpha; Priapulimorphida; Priapulidae
Product: 39S ribosomal protein L55, mitochondrial-like
Exons: 4
Coding region: 98-451 (117 amino acids)
Biological process (GO): translation
Cellular component (GO): mitochondrial large ribosomal subunit
Molecular function (GO): structural constituent of ribosome
Source: RefSeq, a predicted model, not a curated record